GGACGGAAGGGCUGUUUCUCUACAAAAGCCGCAAAAGAGGGUGCUGAGAUCUGGAAUAGGAUUGAUAUAGUUUGGGUAUGGCGUGGACUAAGUACCAGAUUUGCCUGGCAGUGAUGAUGCUGAUUACAGGUUCUAUUAACACAUUGUCGGCCAAGUGGGCAGAUGGGUUCAGUGCUGAAGGUUGCAAUGGAUCACAGAAACACUUAUUUAAUCAUCCCUUCCUGCAGGCAGUGGGCAUGUUCCUAGGAGAAGUCUCCUGUUUAGUUGUAUUCUACAUAAUUUUAUGUCAUGAUCGACAAAGAACAGAACCCCAGAUGGCUCCUGCAAGGAAGUUCAACUCUUUCGUUUUCUUACCACCAGCGCUGUGUGACAUGACAGCCACCAGUAUUAUGUACAUUGCUUUAACCUUGACGAGUGCCUCCAGUUUCCAGAUGCUACGCGGAGCUGUUAUCAUCUUCACUGGCCUGCUUUCUGUUGCCUUCUUAGGCCGUCGUUUAAUGACCAGCCAGUGGAUUGGGAUUUUUCUCACCAUCUGUGGCCUUGUAGUAGUGGGGCUGGCAGACUUUGUCAGUGGAAAUCAUGACCAAGGGAGCAAAUUAUCUCAGGUUAUAACAGGAGACCUGCUAAUCAUCAUUGCACAGAUCAUUGUGGCUAUUCAGAUGGUGCUGGAAGAAAAAUUUGUUUAUAAACAUGACGUACAUCCACUUCGAGCUGUGGGUACAGAAGGAAUGUUUGGAUUCAUCAUCCUAACUCUGCUGUUGAUUCCAAUGUACUAUAUCCCUGUGGGCCAAUUCAGUGGCAACCCCAGAGGUGUCCUUGAAGAUGCACUUGAUGCUUUCUGUCAAAUAGGGAUAAAACCGUUAAUCUUUCUAGCCCUCUUGGGAAACAUCUGUAGUAUUGCAUUCUUCAACUUUGCUGGUAUUAGUGUCACAAAGGAAAUCAGUGCAACCACACGGAUGGUUCUGGACAGUCUGCGGACCAUAAUAAUCUGGAUAGUGAGCCUUGCAGUGGGUUGGGAGCAGUUCCAUGGCCUCCAAAUCUUUGGCUUUUUCAUCCUGCUGUUAGGUGCUGCACUCUACAAUGGCUUCCAUAAACAAAUCCUGGCAAAGCUUCCUUGGUGCAAGGAGCGAAUGGAGGAAGAUUUUGAAAGGGAACGAUUAUUGACUGAAAACAAAGACUCCAUAAACGUUACCCCAUGAAACUAUAUUAAAAUUUUUCCCUUUUUUUAAUU
Molecule: messenger RNA, 1231 nt
Organism: Carcharodon carcharias (great white shark)
Lineage: Eukaryota; Metazoa; Chordata; Chondrichthyes; Lamniformes; Lamnidae
Gene: slc35f6
Product: solute carrier family 35 member F6
Exons: 6
Coding region: 78-1199 (373 amino acids)
Biological process (GO): transmembrane transport
Cellular component (GO): membrane; intracellular membrane-bounded organelle
Molecular function (GO): transmembrane transporter activity
Source: RefSeq, a predicted model, not a curated record